Diversispora eburnea is the source of this 1974-nucleotide messenger RNA. Lineage: Eukaryota; Fungi; Glomeromycota; Glomeromycetes; Diversisporales; Diversisporaceae. The record is from the annotation of a GenBank genome assembly.
AUGUCUACUGUUGGUUCAGGUGGACGUGAACAUGCAAUCGCAUGGAAAUUAGCUCAGUCUUCAAGAGUUGAAAGAAUAUAUGUUGCACCUGGUAAUGGAGGUACCGAAACCGAAAUGCAUAAAGUUUGUAACGUUAAUAUUGGAGUCAGUGACUUUGAAAAAUUGACACAAUUUGCGUUGAAAAAUAAUGUAAAUUUAGUUGUACCUGGUCCCGAGCAACCAUUAGUUGAAGGGAUCGAGAUGGCAUUUAAAAAAAUUGGUAUUCCAUGUUUUGGACCAUCACCAAAAGCUUCUAUUAUGGAAGGUUCUAAAACAUUUGCUAAGAAUUUUAUGAAAAGGCAUAAUAUUCCUACUGCUGCUUAUGAGAAUUUUUCAGAUUACGAACAAGCAAAAGAUUAUUUGAAUUCAGUUUCUUAUAAUGUUGUUAUAAAGGCUUCAGGUCUUGCUGGUGGUAAAGGUGUUUUAAUUCCUACCAACAAAGAAGAAGCUUUUAAUGCAUUAAAAGAAAUCAUGGUUGAUCAAGUUUUUGGUUCAGCUGGACAAGAAUUGAGUAUUUUGACAUUCUCAGAUGGAUAUACAAUUGUUAAUCUUCCUCCUGCCCAAGAUCAUAAACGUGCUUUCGAUGGGGAUCAAGGACCUAAUACAGGUGGAAUGGGUUGUUAUUGCCCUACCCCAAUAAUUACACCGGAAUUAAAUGAUCGAAUAAAAAAUAUGAUACUUCAACCUACUAUUGAUGGAAUGAGACAUGAAGGCUUUCCCUUUGUUGGAAUGCUUUUUACUGGACUCAUGAUAACGGAUUCUGGACCAAAAGUGUUAGAAUAUAAUGUACGUUUUGGUGAUCCGGAAACAGAAGUAGUUUUACCACUUUUAAGUGAAGAUACAGAUUUGGCUGAAAUAAUGCUGGCAUGUGCGGAAAGAAGGUUGGAUUCUGUUAAAAUUAAAAUUAAACAAUGUUAUGCUGCAACCGUUGUUAUAACUUCUGGUGGUUACCCUAAAAAUUAUUUAAAAGGAAAAGAAAUUUCAAUCGCAGAUAUUCCUUCUGAUGGUAAAGUUGUUACAUCAGGUGGACGUGUGCUUUCAAUUACAGGAGUUGGCAACACAUUAAAAGAAGCUGUUAAAAAAGCAUAUGAUGGAGUAAAAGCUAUUCAAUUUGAGAAAAUGUUUUAUAGAAAAGAUAUUGCACAUCGUACUCAACGUUCGGGAAGUAAUUGUGAAAUCGGAGGAUUUGGUGGUUUAUUUGAUUUAAAAGCGGCGGGAUUUAAUGAUCCAAUUUUAGUCUCAACUACUGAUGGAGUGGGAACUAAAUUAAAAAUUUCUCAAGCUAUGAAUAUUCAUAAUACUAUUGGGGCAGAACCAUUGUUUUUUCUUGAUUAUUAUGCAUGUAGUAAAUUAAAUGUGGAUGUUACUAAAAACGUUAUUGAAGGUAUUGUUAAGGGAUGCAUUAUAUCUGGAUGUGCUUUGAUUGGAGGGGAAACUGCUGAAAUGCCUGGAAUUUACAAUGAAGGAGAAUAUGAUUUAGCAGGAUUUGCAGUAGGUGCGGUAGAACGUGGAAAAUUACUUCCACAAAGUCUUCUCACUCCCACUAAAAUUUAUGUUAAUCAAUUGAAACCCCUUAUUAAAAAAGGACUUGUUAAAUCAAUGGCACAUAUUACGGGAGGUGGAUUUAUUGAUAAUAUACCAAGAGCUAUACCCGAACAUUUAAGUGUGAUCAUUGAUUCUAAAUCAUGGGAAAUACCUCACGUGUUUAAAUGGUUGGCUAGAAAUGGAAAUGUACCAUCAGAUGAAUUAUUUCGAACAUUUAAUUGUGGAAUAGGAAUGGUGUUAAUAAUAUCACCUGAAGAUAUUAAUGAAGUUUUUAAGAUAUUGAAAGAAUCCGAUAAUGUAUAUAAAAUUGGACAAGUGGUGACUAAAGAAUCAAAUAAUGGAAAGGAAAUCAUUAUUGAAGGAAUUAAUGAAAUACUUAUUUACGAUUAA